GGGCAGCGCAGCCGAGCGGAGCCCAGGAGAGCAGAGAGCGAGCCUGAGCGAAAGACGGGGAAGCACGGAGGAGGAAGCCGCCGGUGCGUCGGGACGGGAGCUCAGGUGCUCGGGCGCCCGAGCUGGAGCUCCGCAGCCUCCGGUCAUGUACCGCUCCACCAAGGGCGCCUCCAAGGCGCGCCGGGAUCAGAUCAACGCUGAGAUCCGGAACCUCAAGGAGCUGCUGCCGCUGGCCGAAGCGGACAAGGUCCGGCUGUCCUACCUGCACAUCAUGAGCCUCGCCUGCAUCUACACUCGCAAGGGCGUCUUCUUCGCUGGAGGCACUCCUCUGGCGGGCCCCACAGGGCUUCUCUCAGCUCAAGAGCUUGAGGACAUCGUAGCGGCACUACCCGGCUUUCUGCUUGUGUUCACAGCCGAGGGGAAAUUGCUCUACCUGUCUGAGAGUGUGAGCGAGCAUCUGGGCCACUCCAUGGUGGACCUGGUUGCCCAGGGUGACAGCAUCUACGACAUCAUUGACCCAGCUGACCACCUCACCGUGCGCCAGCAACUCACCCUGCCCUCUGCCCUGGACACUGAUCGCCUCUUCCGCUGCCGCUUCAACACCUCCAAGUCCCUCAGGCGCCAGAGUGCAGGCAACAAGCUCGUGCUUAUUCGAGGCCGAUUCCAUGCUCACCCACCUGGAGCCUACUGGGCAGGAAACCCUGUGUUCACAGCUUUCUGUGCCCCACUGGAGCCGAGACCCCGCCCUGGCCCUGGCCCUGGCCCUGGCCCUGCUUCACUCUUCCUGGCCAUGUUCCAGAGCCGCCAUGCUAAAGACCUAGCCCUACUGGACAUCUCUGAGAGUGUCCUAAUCUACCUGGGCUUUGAGCGCAGUGAACUGCUUUGUAAAUCAUGGUAUGGACUGCUGCACCCCGAGGACCUGGCCCACGCUUCUGCUCAACACUACCGCCUGUUGGCUGAGAGUGGAGAUAUUCAGGCAGAGAUGGUGGUGAGGCUACAGGCCAAGACUGGAGGCUGGGCAUGGAUUUACUGCCUGUUAUACUCAGAAGGUCCAGAGGGCCCCAUUACUGCCAAUAACUACCCAAUCAGUGAUAUGGAAGCCUGGAGCCUCCGCCAGCAGUUGAACUCUGAAGACACCCAGGCAGCUUAUGUCCUAGGCACUCCGACCAUGCUGCCCUCAUUCCCUGAAAACAUUCUUUCCCAGGAACAGUGCUCCAGCACUAACCCACUCUUCACCGCAGCACUGGGGGCUCCCAGAAGCACCAGCUUCCCCAGUGCUCCUGAACUGAGUGUUGUCUCUGCAUCAGAAGAGCUUCCCCGACCCUCCAAAGAACUGGACUUCAGUUACCUGACAUUCCCUUCUGGGCCUGAGCCUUCUCUCCAAGCAGAACUAAGCAAGGAUCUUGUGUGCACUCCACCCUACACGCCCCAUCAGCCAGGAGGCUGUGCCUUCCUCUUCAGCCUCCAUGAGCCCUUCCAGACCCACUUGCCCACCCCAUCCAGCACUCUUCAAGAACAGCUGACUCCAAACACUGCGACCUUCUCUGAUCAGUUGACGCCCAGCAGUGCAACCUUCCCAGAUCCACUAACUAGCCCACUGCAAGGCCAGUUGACUGAAACCUCGGUCAGAAGCUACGAAGACCAGUUGACUCCCUGCACCUCCACCUUCCCAGACCAGCUGCUUCCCAGCACAGCCACCUUCCCAGAGCCUCUGGGCAGCCCUGCCCAUGAACAGCUGACUCCUCCCAGCACAGCAUUCCAAGCACACCUGGACAGCCCCAGCCAAACCUUCCCAGAGCAACUGAGCCCCAAUCCUACCAAGACUUACUUUGCCCAGGAGGGAUGCAGUUUUCUCUAUGAGAAGUUGCCCCCAAGUCCUAGCAGCCCUGGUAAUGGGGACUGCACACUCUUGGCCCUAGCCCAGCUCCGGGGCCCCCUCUCUGUGGAUGUCCCCCUGGUGCCCGAAGGCCUGCUCACACCUGAGGCCUCUCCAGUCAAGCAGAGUUUCUUCCACUACUCUGAAAAAGAGCAGAACGAGAUAGACCGUCUCAUCCAGCAGAUUAGCCAAUUGGCUCAGGGCAUGGACAGACCCUUCUCAGCUGAGGCGGGCACUGGUGGACUAGAGCCACUUGGAGGACUGGAGCCCCUGGACUCCAACCUGUCCCUGUCAGGGGCAGGCCCUCCUGUGCUCAGCCUGGACCUGAAACCCUGGAAAUGCCAGGAGCUGGACUUCCUGGCUGACCCUGAUAACAUAUUCCUGGAAGAGACGCCCGUGGAAGACAUCUUCAUGGAUCUCUCUACCCCAGACCCCAGUGAGGAAUGGGGCUCAGGGGAUCCUGAGGCAGAGGGCCCAGGAGGGGCCCCAUCGCCUUGCAACAACCUGUCCCCAGAAGACCACAGCUUCCUGGAGGACCUGGCCACAUAUGAAACCGCCUUUGAGACAGGUGUCUCAGCAUUCCCCUAUGAUGGGUUUACUGAUGAGUUGCAUCAACUCCAGAGCCAAGUUCAAGACAGCUUCCAUGAAGAUGGAAGUGGAGGGGAACCAACGUUUUGAAUAAGUCUGUGACUUAACGUCGUCAAGUAUGGCAUAUUGUCAUCAAGACGUGGAGCCGCUCUCCACCCCCCCGGGACUGUUGGGGGGAUUCUGGGGGCCAGAGGGGAAUAUAUAUGAUUCCCCAGGCCCUGCAGGAUUUUUUGGGGGGGGGAGGUGGGAGGGCAAGGGAGGGGAGCUUCUUUUUAAAAUCAAGAGACUUCGAGCGAUCCCAGUUUCCAUUUCAAUCUGUAUUCACUCGUAGUGAGUUUCCUUGAAUGGGAUUUCAAGCGGAGAAUGGGGGAGUCUCACUUCCCCGCCGCCUUGCCCCAUUGGCCUGGGCCAGUUCUCCACUCCUAGGGGCCAAGCCACCCCUAGGCCUUGGUGGGGGAAAGGCAGGGCCCACCUGGGCCAGCCCGUGCCCUGAGGGGCUCUUGACACCCACGUAGAAUUCUCUACACACCAGUAACGGGAUUUCAAUUCCGAUGGACUCUGCCGCCCUGGCGGCCCUUCCUGUGACUUUUGCGCCCCGCGCCUGGGGUGGGGGGUGCGAAGAGACGCUACGUUCCUUUCCGAUGGAGGAAGGCAGACCUGCCGUCACACGUGUGCUUGCACGAGUGCGUGUACCUGGUGCGGGACUCACCCGGCUGCCAGACUGCCUGGGCCUGCCCAGAUGGCCACCUCGUGGUGCUGCGGUGACUUUGUAGCCAACUUUAUAAUAAAGUCCAGUUUGCCUUUUUGGUA
Messenger RNA from Symphalangus syndactylus (siamang), 3274 nucleotides. It is a transcript of the gene NPAS4, whose product is annotated as neuronal PAS domain protein 4. Lineage: Eukaryota; Metazoa; Chordata; Mammalia; Primates; Hylobatidae. Gene Ontology annotation, biological process: regulation of transcription by RNA polymerase II. The record is from RefSeq and is a predicted model, not a curated record. Gene Ontology annotation, molecular function: DNA-binding transcription factor activity, RNA polymerase II-specific; RNA polymerase II transcription regulatory region sequence-specific DNA binding; protein dimerization activity.